Messenger RNA from Triplophysa dalaica, 2190 nucleotides. RefSeq names its product armadillo repeat containing 10 (gene armc10). Lineage: Eukaryota; Metazoa; Chordata; Actinopteri; Cypriniformes; Nemacheilidae. Gene Ontology annotation, cellular component: mitochondrion. The record is from RefSeq and is a predicted model, not a curated record.
ACACGUCACGUUGCUUGGUAACCAAAGCUAAUGGUUGGUCAGUAAAAAUAUCCCCAGACGCAAAAACAUUCGACAUGAAUAAACCACUUUUGCUGGCGCUACUGUUGGACAGCGCAAGUGAUGCAACUCCGUGAAAGGUUUUUGUUCGGCCACUUGUGCAAUACGAGCCAACGUGCGACUGAAUAAUAAGUGACGGACGGGAUCAGUAUACUCUGUCUUCUUUGGAUCAGUUUGUGAAUCUUUAUAUCUUUGUUUGGAGAAGGACUACGUUUAACAUGUAUGUUUAAAAUCAGAAUGGGAGAUGACAAUGUCAUUGCCCGACUCGGCAGUGUGAAGGCUCUUGGGAUUGUAGCAGGGGCUGGAGCUUCCUAUGGCAUUUAUAAACUAGUGUUUGGUCGUGUAGAUGGUAAAGCGAACAGAUUAAAGUCUGGUAAAAGUGUUGCUGUACAACCUGGAAGUUUGAUGGCUAAAGUGGCCGGAUUUAAAGUUGUCAGCAAAACUGAUCAUUUGGAUCCAUCUGCAGAUACGGACUCAAGUGAUGUUCAUUCAAGAUCUGCUGCAAGCCUGGAACCAAGACAUCUGAGUAUGCUCCUCUCUUUGCUGCAUAGCAGUCCAAACCCAGAAGAACGGCGAAACGUUCUUGUAACCUUAGGAAAUGCUGCUGCUUUUACAGUAAACCAGGAUCUUCUGCGAGAAUUUGGAGGCCUUCAUAUUAUAGCAAGCUUCCUUUCAGAUCCUUCACCUGAGAUUAGGGUACAGACUUUGAAUGCGCUGAACAACUUAAGUAUGAAUGUCCAUAACCAGGAGCAGUUGAAGGUGUACAUCCCUUCGGUGAUGCAGUUGAUCGAGAUGUCACCUGUGAACUCUGACCUUCAGCUCGCAGCGCUGAGAAUACUCACUAAUCUAUCAGUUACAGAUAAUCAUCAGCAUCUGAUGAAGAGUUCCUUCACACUUCUCCUGUCGCUACUCGUAGUGAGCAAUGAAGUCCUACAGAUCCAGGUCCUGAAGGUUCUAGUAAACCUUUCGUCAAAUCCAGAUUUGAUGGAUGAUAUUGUACAAGCCCAGGCACCAGCCUCCUUGAUUUUGGUGUUUGACAGCUCCACGAGCACUUCUGUUCUUCUGCGCCUCUUAUUUUUUGUGGGGAACCUGCAGGCGUGGAGACCCUCCGAGCAGGUUGCAGAAGCUCUGAGGAGGAGACAGGACUCUCUAUACUGCGUUCUGCUGGACGGCUCCUCUCAGCUCCACCGCAGGCUGGCUUUGCUCCUCUCCCACCCAGAUGAGGAGGUGAAGGCGCAGGUGGCCAGACUCCUUACGUAACCUCCAGGCUUUACUUUGCGUUUAACUGCCAGGCACUGGAUGUAUCUCACAUAAAUGUUAGUCUUGUUUUUCUGUAUAUAGAAGGUGACACAAGCUUGUUAACCUUCAGAAAUGUUCAGUGCACUAAAACCCUAUCUUAAUUACGUAGUGGAUCUGAGAUGUUAGCUACUGGAUGCUUAGUUUGCUUCCCGUGAAUAAGAAAUGAACAGGAACGGAUGACAUCAAGUGGUGGGCUGUACUAAACUAUACUUCCUCAGGCAUUUUUGCCAUGUUGUAUUUUGUAAUAGCAGACAGUUACCUCAAUGGCCUCUUUUGUGACCUUUGAGGUCAUCCACUGCCAACUGUUUACUUGCCAAGGGAAUGAAUGAAACCUGCAAGUAUUUUGUUUUGCCACACAAAGUGCUCUGAAUACCCAUCAGAUCUCUCUGCAUGUUUUAGGAACGCUUUGGAUAUGCCUUAAAAAUGUAAAUCAUUCUUUAGAAAUGCGUAAUACAAGUUUACCUGGGAAGAGAAUGCAAUCUGAUGAGGCACAUAUACAGUAUUUACUGUAUAUACAGUUGUAUUAUGUAGUAUUUACAUAUAUACUGUUAUACUGUCAUAAACUGUAGUUAUGAACCAGGAAGCCUAUUUUUACAAAAUCUAGCCAAGUUGAUAGCAUUGUUGGUACUGUGACUUUAUUUCCUAUGCUUGAAGGGAGUUUUACAAGGCCAGAAUAAUUUAAUUUAAAAUAUUUUGUUUCAUACUCUAAUAAAUUAUACAAUAUAAUUGUUGCUCCUAUGGGUGGAUGCAGAAUGAGGUGUGGGCUUUAUUUUGAAAUGCUUAAUGUAUAUCAACUUUGCGAAAAUCCCUUAAAAUAAAUAUUUAAUUUUCUAA